Electrophorus electricus (electric eel) is the source of this 1990-nucleotide messenger RNA. RefSeq names its product leucine rich repeat containing 75Bb (gene lrrc75bb). The record is from RefSeq and is a predicted model, not a curated record. NCBI's taxonomy places the organism in Eukaryota, Metazoa, Chordata, Actinopteri, Gymnotiformes, Gymnotidae.
CAGAGAGGUGACAGAAACGCCGAGAAAAGGAACUGCCACUGACUCUUUCUCUGGAUAAUAGAGUCUUUUGCAGUUUAGCACAAUAUGGCUACUUUGAAAUGAUAGUAUUAGACGGAUUAAUCUAAAUUUGAGCAGUAACGGAGUGAGAGUGUACUGUGUAUACAAUCGUACACAGUCGUCUCUGACAACUACUUUCUACUUUAUUAAUGUUAAGGCUACGUAGUGUCAGGACAAACUCUUUUUAUUUUAACCCUGAAAUCGUAGUCUUAUCAAUAUAAAUCGCAAAGUUUAGCAAUGGGUUCUAAGUUGACCAGACAGAGUAGUCUGGACAGCGAAGCAGCGUUUUUCAGCAGAGGUCGGCAUCGCCAGGACUGUUCCACAGGCAGCGAGAAGAGUGAGACUGGAGGUGCCGGAGAACUUUGGUUCACAUCUUUGAUGCUAAAAUCUGAGAAGCUCCCAGUAAUUUUACGCAAAUCGAAUCCCAGCCCGUUUGAGCGGAGAGUAACCUGGGCCCGGGAGAUCCAGAAACUGCUGAAAGAGGAGAGAGUGGACGAGGCGGCAGACGUGCUGAAACUACUCAGGAAGGACAUGGGUCUUGAAGGAACCUCUCUUAAUGAUAUCCUGUAUAAGAACGCUGCCUUCCUCAACCUGGUGGAUCCAAUUUCCCACGAGUUACUGCUUAGUCUGGCGAGAGACAUGCAGUGCCCAAAGAGGGAGACAGACGCCCUCAGAUCCUCUGAUAAGAUCUGCCGACAGCUGGUCUACCACCUGACGCCUCACUCCAAGUGGGCACGGCACAAGGUGCCCAGGAGUAAGUCCCACGCCUGCAGAACUGCCUGUGACUGUAGGAGUGGCUGGACCUCCAGUCUGAAAUCCUUCCUGAAGAUGACGUGCGAUACGCUGGACCUGUCGGGGAUACGGCUGAGUUCACGGGACGUCCAGCGCGUGUCCCACUACCUCCAGAGACACAGCACCUCCAUCACGGCCGUGGACCUGAGCUUCACGGCACUGCGGGAUGACAGCCUGCGUCAGCUCCUGCCCCCGCUCUGCAUCAUGCCCAGGCUUGCCACCCUCGCUGUCAAUGGCAACCGCCUCACCGUCGCCGUGGUGAAGGACCUGACGGAGGCGGUGAAGGACGGGAGGAAGUUCCCCAGCCUGGCAUGGGUGGACCUGGGCAACAAUGUGGACAUCUUCACCAUGCCACAGCCACUUCUGCUGGGCCUGCGCAGACGCUCCGGCCUCAGGGGCAGUCUGCCCACCAUAUACGAGUCAGAGUGCACCUGUCUGGAGGUGUCCACAGAGGAGCCCAGCGUGGUGGAGGAAGAGGAGGAGGAGGAGAGCUGGACCAUGGAGAAGAACAGCAGUAUCUCACUGCACGUGUGUCAGAGAUGAUGAGACUCCUGAAGGAGAAUAAGACUCUGAGAGAGAGGAUAAGACUCUGAGAGAGAGGAGGAGGUUCUGAGAGAGGAGGAGACUGAGAGACAGGAGGAGGUUCUAGGUUCUACAUGGUGCUCAUGGUACUCAGUGUUCUCUCUGUGGGGCGUUCCACUGGUCUCCCAUUGAGGAGUUCCACUGGUCUCCCAUUGAGGCGUUCCACUGGUCUCCCAUUGGGGUGUUCCGCUGUUCUCCCUGGUUCUAUUCUUUCCUCCCAAUGUCUUGCUCCUUGUGUCACUGCAGUGGUGUAGGUGCCUGACCCUGACCCUAACCCUGACGCUAACGCUAACCCUAACCCUAACCCUGACCCUGACCCUGACCCUGACCCUAGUGUAAGUGGUGUCAGCCCACACAGGGUCUGCAGGCUCCUUAGCCCAAAUGGCCACAAGGGGGCGGGGUUGGGUGCGGAGGUGGAGAAGAAGGAAAAAGUCACACCUAAGAACUUCAGACUCAAAUAUUGAUUAACAAUGAAGAAAACUGUGUUAGUGAGUGAGUGUCUGAGAGUGUGUGUCUGUGAGUGAGAGUGUGUGUGUGUGUGUGUGUGUGUGUCUGAGAG